CUCUCCAGCAGGACUAAAGCUGGGGCUGCUAAGCAGGGAGCCAGGGCUGGAGAAGCUGUUCUAACCCCCUAGACUGUGCUUGAAUCAUUUCCACACAUGAGCAGCCUUGGGCUGCUAUGGGGAAGCAGAGAGGGGAUUAUGGCUCCGUGUUUGCCGUGGGACUCAUGGGGACCCUCUGGCUAAGAGCAGUGCAUUCAGCUGCAUGCAGAGGAUUUGUGCUGUGCCAGCUGGGAACCCUUUGUAGAAGUUCAAUAUCCAAGAAACAAGCUGAAUGUGCUGGAGGAGCUCAGCAGGGCCACGGGACCGAGCACAGCCCAGCUCCCAGCACACCAGCCCGUGACCAGGCCGGCUUUUACCUGCCUGGGGUAGCGGCAGCGCUUCCCAGGGCCAGCUCAUUGCUGCCACAGCCCCGGCAUGCACAGGUCCUGUGGCCGGACCCAGGGACAAAUGCUGCUGUGACACGGGGAGCACCCUUACCUGCCCCAGGAGGUCCCCCCUGGGAGUUAACUCAGGGGUGCAGACAGCUAUCAGGACACAUCAGGUCCAAACAUGCACCAGCACAGCAGCCAAGGGAGCCACAGAGCAUCCCUGCAUGCCCCUGCCCCUCCUGCCUGUGGACAGCCAGCCCUUCCUCUGCCCCCAUGGAGCUCCACAAAGCCUUUUCCUUUCUGCAACUGAGGCGAUGGCCAUGAACCACAGCAAAGCCACCUCUGGGCCACCGGCCAGCCACAGCCCUGCCAUCCCCAGCCACGGCUGCAGAGAAGAGCCCUUGGGAUGUGAGCCCACAGCUCCGGCAGGAAAACCAGCUCAUGGAUCAAACAGAAACAGGGAAGGGGCUCUCCUGGGCUCCGCAAUGCCAGCGAGGGCUGGGGACAGCGAUGCAGCGACCGGUGGGACAGUGGUCGCUGGACACCUACAACCAAAGAGGCUGGUUAUGGGGAGCAGGGAAGCAGCAGCUCAGCAUUCCCAAGGGAAGCGCGGCCCCAGCCGUCUGCGGUGCAAGGAGCCGUGCGAUGCAGCGCGGUUACACCGGGAGCUCCCGCCACCAGGACAAGCGGUGACCGGGGGAGGGAUGUGCUCAGCCGGGUGCAGGGGGGAAGCAGAGCGGUGGCACCGUGCCCGCGCAGCCCCGCGGCCGUCACCCGCUGCCCAGCGCCAGCACACCCAGGGCUCGGCCCCCCGAGACCAUCAACUUACUAACUACGGGCAGGGGCAGCUCAAAACCUGGCCACUUCAACAUCAGGGCUGCAAGGGAAAGAGAAGGCAGGUUGGAGGACACCGGGAUGCGCUCCGGCCCCUUGGUGGGAACAGAAGGUGUUGGUUAACGAGAGGCACCGGGCUGUGAUCCCGCACACAGCGCCUCCGGACAGAGGAGGCAGGAGGAAGAAGAAGAAAAAGGAGGAAAAGCGGUGUUUAUGGAGCUGCUGGUGCUGCGAGGAGGGGAAGGAAGGGCACGGCCAGCCGGGAGGCACCUGCGGGGAGGAGAGGCCAGGCACGGAGGGGGGGCUACGGAAGGGAGGGGGGGCAGCUUCCUUCCCCCUGCAUCGGCACCGCCGCUUUCCCACCGCCGGGAAAGCGCAGCCGCAGCCUCGGCAUGCGACAAGCGCAGCAUCAGCAGCAUCAUCCUCCCCUCGAGAUGCACCCGGAGGAGGGACCAAGCCCUUAAACAGUUUUAGCUGCUCCCGCUCAGCAAAAAGCUGUUUAAAGCCUCGGGGCUGAGCGCGGGCAGGCAGCGCCCGGGUAUCCCCCGGCCUCUGAAUGCCACGGGGAUGGGGAGGGGAACACAAAAAAAAGGCAUGGCAACGUGCAGCGGGCGAUGCGAUGGGCAGCACACAGGCACGGCAGCCGAAAAAGACACCGAGGCCCAGCUCAAUGCAAUAAAUAAAACUUUUAUUCAAACAAGAA
Messenger RNA from Pezoporus flaviventris, 1905 nucleotides. RefSeq lists its product as uncharacterized. NCBI's taxonomy places the organism in Eukaryota, Metazoa, Chordata, Aves, Psittaciformes, Psittacidae. The transcript is spliced from 3 exons. The record is from RefSeq and is a predicted model, not a curated record. The coding region runs from base 593 to 1345 and encodes 250 amino acids.